GCUUUUUCUUCUGUUUUUUUUAGUGAUUUUGGGUUCUUGUUCGUAGUACUUCGAUGGGUUUUUCUUGAUUUUUAAAGUUUUAAACUCUUCAAGAAGUUUCUUGGAGGCCCAUUUGAUGAAAACAUGAAUGGCUGUAUGAUGUUUUUUGUUCUCUGUUUUGUUUUAAUUUCUUUCCUUGUUUGCUUUUUUUGUGACUUUGUAGAGGUAUAGAAAACCCUUGCGAGUUUCGGUUCUCUUUCAGCCGUGUUUCAUUUGGGUGGUUUUUGUUGGUGGUGUGUUGUUUUCCGAUGGUUCUGCUGUUGUCUAGCUUUUAUCAACUUGUUCUCUGUUGCUGUUGUUUUCCUUCUUUUAUCAAUGUUAUGCUGUUAAUUGCAAUAUUUGAGUACUACACACUUUUAGUAUUGUAACUGUCUAGCAGCUGGAAUUCUAGUGAUUUGUGUAUAAUUGCCUGUCCUCAUUCCAAUCCAGUGAGUUCAGGGUGGUUCCGCCAAAGGAUGAUGGAACGUUUUCGUUCUUUGUUCUUAUUGGUUUUGCAUAUUAGUUCAUCUUCUUGAUGUGAAAAAAGAGAGUUCAGAUCUAUUUCUGAUGUUCUCUCUUCGGACACACACACACCCCCCCAAGAAAAAGGCAAAAGAAAAGAAAGGAAAAAGAAAAAGGGAAGAGGAGGAAAAAAAUGAGAGAAGACAGCAAGACCACAUGAGACUGAUGAUCAUAAUACAUUGCCUGCAAGAUGUUCCUGUUUCCUGAUACUGACAAAGGACCAAAGGAUGGUUCAUAAAGCCGAUUUGGUUAUUAUUGGCAUCUCUGUUGGCUUGGCCGUGGGCAUACUCAUAGCCUCGCUUGUUUUUUUUGGCAUUUGUUGGUACAAGAAACGUGCUCAUCUUCGGCGCUGUGCAAAUGAUCGUUCUGCUGCUACCCUUCCUAUACGUACUAACGGCUUAAAUACAAGCAUCGACUCAAGUGCACCUCUUUCCAGUUUUGUGACUAUCAAGGGAAAUCUCACCCAAAAACCUCAGCGUUUUUGGUGGAACAAUCAUAGCAAAGAUCGAUUAGCUUCUGUAUCUGGUAUUUUGAGAUACUCUUACAAAGACAUUCAGAAGGGGACAGAGAACUUCACAACUAUCCUUGGGCAGGGUUCAUUUGGCCCGGUUUAUAAAGCUAAAAUGCCUGCUGGUGAAGUGGUUGCUGUGAAAGUUCUUGCUUCAAAUUCAAAACAAGGCGAAAAGGAGUUUCAGACAGAGGUUUCUUUGCUGGCUAGACUGCAUCAUCGAAAUUUGGUGAAUUUAGUUGGAUACUGUAUUGAUAAAGGGCAACGCAUGUUAGUUUAUGAGUACAUGAGAAAUGGAAGCUUGGAAAACCUUAUAUAUAAUGAUGAGGAACAAGUCUUGAGUUGGGAAGAUCGACUUCAAAUAGCACUGGACAUUUCACAUGGCAUUGAAUAUCUUCACGACGGGGCAGUGCCUCCUGUGAUACAUCGAGAUUUGAAGUCAGCUAACAUAUUGCUGGAUCAUUCUAUGAGAGCAAAGGUUGCUGAUUUUGGGCUGUCGAAGGAAGAGGUCUUCGAUGGUCAUAACUCUGGCCUCAAAGGUACAUAUGGUUAUAUAGACCCUGUGUAUAUAUCCACAAACAAUUUCACAACAAAAAGCGACGUGUACAGCUUCGGCAUUAUUCUCUUUGAGCUCAUCACCGCCAUCCACCCGCACCAGAACUUAAUGGAAUACGUUAAUCUGGCGGCUAUGAGCUCAGAUGGUGUGGAUGAAAUAAUCGACACAAAAAUAGUGGGGAAAUGCAACUUGGAAGAAGUGAGGAGCCUAGCCAAAAUCGCUCACAGAUGCUUGCAUAAAACCCCUAGAAGGCGCCCUUCAAUUGGAGAAGUCUCCCAGGCUAUUAUAAAGAUAAAACAGAGACGACUAGUUAAAGAAGAUACUUUCUCGUUUGUCAGAGAAGAUUUGUCAAGAGCCGUGAGCCAGAUAGAAUGCCAGCAACUCGAACUCAGAAGAAUGGUCAGCAUCGAUGAAAGGCAAAACGAGUAACAUUUGUUGUACUGGACUCCAACUUAAUUCUUUUCCACUUAUACCAAAAAUGUCUGUAUACACGGUUUUGAUAUCGUUUUAGGCAAUCCGGUUACGACCAGGAUGGUGGUACCGGUGGAGAUCAAAAUGCAGUUUGCUUGGAUCAAUACUGAGAUUUUGAAGUAUAAAUGCUCUUCCAUUUCUCUUGCUCUUGGA
Messenger RNA from Sesamum indicum (sesame), 2228 nucleotides. The record is from RefSeq and is a predicted model, not a curated record. NCBI's taxonomy places the organism in Eukaryota, Viridiplantae, Streptophyta, Magnoliopsida, Lamiales, Pedaliaceae.